Diabrotica balteata is the source of this 1872-nucleotide messenger RNA. Lineage: Eukaryota; Metazoa; Arthropoda; Insecta; Coleoptera; Chrysomelidae. The record is from the annotation of a GenBank genome assembly.
CUUUUAUUAGUUACCAUCGUUGAUUGCGUUACUACACAAUCAUUUGAAUAGCAAGUGAUUAUAAAACAAAAUUAAAUAUUGGCAUUUUCAUGCUAUCUAUCUUUGGACCCACAACUAGAUAUAAAAAAUAAAAAAUUUCAAUUGUAUGUAUUGCACUUCAAAGGGAUUUUUUCUAUAUCCAAGAUUGCAAGGUGUAACAGAUAUGGUAAUGUGGAGAAAUAUAGGAUACAUGACUUCCUAGAUUUUAAAGAAUCAUCAAUCAUUGUUUUAGAUAAAAUUCUUUUUUAUUAUUGAGUUUUAUUUGAAUUUCGAUAAAAUUGAUAUUUAAAUUUAAAGAUUAAGUCGUCGUCAAUCAAAUUUUUAGGUUUUAAUCAAGUAUAUAAAGGUAUUCUUAUCAAAUACAAUUUAUUUAUAUUUAAUAGAAAUGUAUAUUCUAUUAUAUAUUGUGCUAUUCACAAUAGCAUCUACCUCCGUGGAUUCAUCGGGGUUUAGGAAUUUUUUUAACAAGCCACCAUUCAAAGAUUUCUAUGGCAAACUAGACGCGAAUAUCAGGGUUGGCGACGCAGGAGAACCGCUUAUAUUGACAGAUCUUAUCAAAAAUGGAGAUAUUAAAGAAGCCAAGGCGAAAGCUAAAGUGACUGACUUUAUGCCAGAAGUUGAGAGUUAUGCUGGAUAUUUCCGGGUUGACGAAACUUAUAACUCAAAUUUGUUCUUUUGGUUCUUUCCGUCUCAGAACGAUCCUACAAAUGAUCCAGUUAUCCUUUGGUUACAAGGUGGCCCAGGUGCAACAUCUAUGUUUGGAUUAUUUCAAGAAAAUGGACCGUUUGUGUUUAAAGGAAAAGAUGAAAUUGGCCUAAGGGAAACAUCUUGGACACUUCAAAAUUCAGUCCUAUACAUCGACCAACCAGCUGGUACCGGCUGGAGUUUUACUAAUGAAGGAUAUGCUCAAAAUCAAACUAAAGUAGGUAAUGAUCUCUACGCAGCUCUAGUUCAAUUCUUCUCUGUAUUUAACGAAUACCAGAAUAAUCCAUUUAUAAUCACUGGUGAAUCCUAUGCUGGCAAGUACAUUCCAGCGAUUGGUCAUGCUAUUGAUAAAUAUAACCCUUCAGCUUCAGUACAUAUUAACCUCCAAGGAAUGGCAAUUGGUAAUGGUUUGACCGAUCCCAAGUAUCAAAUUAAAUACGCGGACUAUUUGUAUAAACAUGGAUUGGUGGAUUUGAAUACGAGGGAUGAGCUGGACUACCUAGAAAAUCAAACUAUUGGUUACAUUCUUAGGGAGGAAUACCAGCAAGCUGCAGAAUCUAUGAAUUAUGAUUUGAAUCUCAUUAGCUUGGAAUGUGGUUUAGACAUUUACAAUUAUCUUACACUAGUACCAGAUAACAGUGAGCAAAAAUAUAUGGAAGAGUUAUUCCAAAGGGAAGACUUACGAAAAGCCAUUCAUGUUGGUAAUACUGAAUUUGAUGACAGAAAUGUUUACUCUAAUUUAUCUAAUGAUAUCCCAGUGUCUCAAGCUCAUUUGGUGGCUGACCUUCUUAGUAAAUACAGAGUCUUAAUAUAUAAUGGACAAGUAGACAUUAUAGUUGCCUAUCCAAUGACUGUUGACUAUUUGCAAAACCUUAAAUUUGAUUCCUCCGAAGUUUAUGCUAAAGCCGUAAGGCAAUUUUGGCAGACUGGGAAAGAUAAUGUUAUAGCUGGGUAUGUCAAGACAGCAGGUAAUUUGACGGAGAUUAUGGUUAGGAAUUCUGGACAUAUGGUACCGGCCGAUCAACCCUACUGGGCCUUGGAGAUGAUAAACAAAUUUGCCAGAAACCAACCAAUUGCUAAUUAAUUAUGUAAUUGUUCUAAAUAAAGUCUAUAAUUAGUUUAAAACAA